CAACAAAGCUAGCUAGCUCAGUAAAUUUAUUAUUAUUUUUUUCUUUUUCCUUUGUUCUGUACUCAACUAUCUGAUUUGAGCCCCAUAGAUCUUUUCUUGGGGAUUUCGGCUGAAAAUGGAGGAAUUUGGGGUUUUGAUACUCAAAAUCUAGGGUUUCAGUUAGGGCAUUGGUCUGGGACGUAGGGCAUACUGGUUUUUUAGUUAAUAUAUUCAUAAUUUUGCUGAGCUCGAUAAGAGGAGAUGAAGCAGUUGGUAGGGAGACCAGGUUCUGGGAGUGGCUUAGUACUCCGAUUAGGGCAAGUUAUUUGUGCUGCUGCUUCCAUCGGAAUCAUGGUCUCUGCUAAUGGCUUCGCUACUUUUACUGCUUUUUGCUAUUUGAUUGCAUCAAUGGGACUUCAAGUCCUGUGGAGCUUAGGACUGGCAUGUCUUGAUGUUUAUGCUUUGAGGAGAAAGAGGGACCUCCAAAAUCCAAUCCUAGUCAGCCUGUUUGUUGUUGGAGAUUGGGUUACAGCUACAUUAUCACUGGCAGCUGCAAGCUCUUCAGCAGGGAUUGUAGUUCUAUAUGCGAAAGACAUGAAUUUCUGCACAGCUCAAUUUCAUCUCCCAUGCAGCAACUUUCAGAUUUCAGUUGCCUUGGCUUUCCUCACAUGGGCUCUUAUUGCCUUAUCAUCUCAUGUGAUGUUUUGGAUCUUAUUAACUUCAGUUUGAAAGACUGUUGCGUACCUGCCUCAUUAUCAAGACAAGUGCUACAGUUCUAUAGCAAGCAAUUACUGGCUUCAACAGUCUUUGGGGAUCUCUCUCAUUCAGUUGCAUCAUCUUUGUGUGUGAGCGCAACCUUGUCCACGAUCAACCUGCGCUGCACCCUCGUUUCAUAGGGCUCCAUCCAUUUAUUAUUAAUCUCAAGUUUGGAGCUGAUCUAUCAAAAGGAGGCACAUUUGGAUUCAAGUUUUACUUGCUGUAGAUUCUAAAUUUUACAUUGUUAUAUACUUGUGAUGAACAAAGACGGUAAUGAAACAAAAUUUUGUGUAACUCUCCCAUAUGUUUGCAGAAGUUGUAUUAUCUCUUGAAAUGAUGUGUAAGCGUCAUGCAAAUGAAAUGACAUUGAUACUUUGUCAAA
Molecule: messenger RNA, 1117 nt
Organism: Cannabis sativa
Lineage: Eukaryota; Viridiplantae; Streptophyta; Magnoliopsida; Rosales; Cannabaceae
Product: CASP-like protein 5B2
Exons: 3
Coding region: 241-708 (155 amino acids)
Cellular component (GO): membrane
Source: RefSeq, a predicted model, not a curated record